Brenthis ino (lesser marbled fritillary) is the source of this 1248-nucleotide messenger RNA. The record is from the annotation of a GenBank genome assembly. Lineage: Eukaryota; Metazoa; Arthropoda; Insecta; Lepidoptera; Nymphalidae.
AUGGCGCCGGACGCAGCGUUCUCUAACAUCAGUGACAAGAAUGAGUUUACUAAGUUCGCAAAGUUUCUUGCCUAUAAAGGAGUUCAGGUCAUCGUUGAAUCCAGGAAAGGGGUUAAAAUCGAACCCAACACAAAAAUGCAAACAUCCGACUCGGACUGGUUCAAUUUACAGAUUCCCGAUUCACCAGAAGUCAACCAAGCCACCAAAAAUGCUUUACCAUCAGAUAGGAUACUAGAAACUAUCAAAUCGCAGUUACAUGUAGAGAUAUCUGUCCAAACUGAAGAUGGUGAUGAAAUGGUCCUUGAAUUAUGGACUUUAGAACUAGACGACACCCAGUUUGAUACGUCGCUUAAAGCUAUGAACACAGUGUACUUCAGAAUGGGGAUACUUUUAAAGUCCUUAAUAACCAUCACGAGAAUUACUCCCGCAUAUCAUUUAUCUAGAAAACAAAGGACUGAAUCGUUUACUAUUUUCUACAGAGUGUAUAAUGGGGAACCUAAAUUGAAAGCCUUAGGUGAUUCAGUAAAGAAAAUCCAAGCUGGUAUUCUAAAAACACCUCUCGGUGGACUGUGUUUCACAGUUUCUUACAGAACCAACUUCUCAAUAUCUCCUAAUCGAUCUGAAACUAACAAGACAUUGCUACUAAAAAGCGAUCACUUUGAACUAAGUCCAAAACACGUUAUUUUUGAAUCGAAAAAGAAGAAAGAGAAAGAGCAAAAGUCUUUUACACCUGUUGAUUUAAAUAAGCCUCUUAGAUUAGCGGCCUUUGUAGACGAGUAUGUAAUUCAAAAAGUGGUUCAGGAAUUCUUUGAGAAAAUGCCCGUACCUAAAUGCAGAGCCCUCCGUAGACCACAAACCCCUGAAGACAUUCCCUGUGUAAUAGACUGCAAAAGCACUCAGGAUUUAGAUAUUACUGCAAUAUCAAAAAGCCCGACCUCAUCAGAAUUGCCACCUAAAAAAUUUCCUGGAUUCCGCAGUGAAAAUGAACCGCCUCUGAAACUAUUACAUUUCCCAUUUGCUGACGAUCAUCCGAUACGAGAGUUGGCGGAGUUUUAUAAAGAUUUCUUUAACGCGCCUCAUUUAAAGUUAUCAGAUGAAUAUCCGGAAAAAUCAAAAAGUACAGAAUGUCUGGAUGCUGAGAACAGAAUCGAUGAUCUUUCCAAAGAUUUAGCCUUACACGAAAGUUCGGUUUUGGAAUUUGAUGAAUUAUUGGCCGACAUGUGCAGAUCGGCCGAAUGGAGUGGGAAU